This is a messenger RNA of Ophidiomyces ophidiicola, 654 nucleotides long. RefSeq lists its product as uncharacterized. The record is from RefSeq and is a predicted model, not a curated record. Lineage: Eukaryota; Fungi; Ascomycota; Eurotiomycetes; Onygenales; Onygenaceae. Bases 1 to 654 code for a protein of 217 amino acids. The transcript has 2 exons.
AUGUCUUAUAGUCAAGAACAGCCGCUCCAAAUUGGAGUUUUACUCUGCGGUGUCGUUCAACUUUUGGACCUCGCCGUUAUCGACCUCUUUGCCAUCCUCCACCCUGAUUAUCUCGCCAAAUGCGAUGUCUCGCAAUCUGUCCUCGACCAGGCAGUGCCGUCCACAAUCCGCUACAUCGGCGAAUCUUCGUCUGCGGAAUUGACCGGCAGUAUCACCAUGAACAUCACGGACCAUGUCUCCUCUGAAUCUGUGGCACCAGGGAAUUUAGACAUUCUAUUGAUCCCCGGCCCCGAUCCCAGCGAAGUUCCCAGCGACGAGAUUCUAAAUUUUGUGCGAGCUCAUCACGAGUUUGGCACCACCAUCAUUACCAUUUGCACUGGCAGCCAAGUAGCUGCUUAUGCGGGUAUUCUUGAUGGAAAGCAAGCUGCUGGGCCUUGGAAAUUGCUCCCAAUUUUACGAGAAAGAUUUCCUGAAGUUAAAUGGAAUGACACCCAUAGAUAUGUGAGGGAAGACAAUAUUUGGUGCAGCGCUGGAAUUGCCAAUGGUCUUGACACGGUGAUCGCUUAUAUGCGCACGAAUUUCGCCCCACCCGUCGUUGACGAGGUAUGCGGCCUAGCAGAAGUCGCGGAUAGACACGUAGAAUUUGCGGCUUAA